AUGCGAGUGAAGAAAGGUUCCGAGCCUCGAGACAGUGAAGGGGCAUCAGACCAGAAGCAAGAUCCCUUGGAGAGAAGGCGGCUUCAAAAUCGUCUAUCUCAAAGAAACCACCGUCGAAAGAUUCGAGACCGCAUUACCAAGCUCCAGGAACGAGUCAUCGCCAACGAACUCCGAGCGGCCGCCGCCCUCAAUGGCUGGGAUCAGCCAUACUCUCCUCCACCUCUGCUAGGGAGUCGAAAUGCAUUUCAGCAGGAUAGUGGAUUUGGAAGUGGCACAUCGGAUGCAUCUUUGCCAGUGACAGAGCCAUUUUCGGCCUUUGGCUCCUCUUAUGGAUUCUCCCUGACAUCUCCCUGGCCCGGCGCCACAGCGCAGUCAUCUGCCUUUACGUCUGGAGAUUCGACAUGGCUUUGGGAUUUCGGUGCUUCUGCGACAGAUAUUGCAUAUUACACUCCGACACUUUGUGACCUCAUGAGCGAUGGGACAACCCAGCCAUUCUUGGGGAAUAGCGUGGAGCAAAAAAUGCCAGACAUGUCGAAUACAGGGAGUCCACAGUCUUAUACGGGCUUCCCAACCACGCAAGCAAGCCAGCCAUUAUAUUACGCUGUGACCGAAACCGCAUUACCCUAUAUCCUCCAAGUCCUCAGCAACGCCUCGCCUCAGUCCAGAAUAAUCGUUCUCGUCUCACCAGACGCAGCAUCCUCUAGUAUGGAAUACGCAACUACCACUGCUUCUCUCUCAGCGACCAGUAGUUUGUCAGACUUUUCGCAACAGACGGGCACUGCGCAAAGCACGAUGUGCCAAUGCCAAUCUCAAAGCACGGUACCUAUACUAGUGGCACACGCGGGCUCCACGGAAUGGGCAACUCGGCAUCUUCGUACCUAA
Molecule: messenger RNA, 882 nt
Organism: Penicillium daleae
Lineage: Eukaryota; Fungi; Ascomycota; Eurotiomycetes; Eurotiales; Aspergillaceae
Gene: xanC
Product: transcription factor xanC
Exons: 3
Coding region: 1-882 (293 amino acids)
Biological process (GO): regulation of DNA-templated transcription
Molecular function (GO): DNA-binding transcription factor activity
Source: RefSeq, a predicted model, not a curated record